Penicillium brasilianum is the source of this 1281-nucleotide messenger RNA. NCBI's taxonomy places the organism in Eukaryota, Fungi, Ascomycota, Eurotiomycetes, Eurotiales, Aspergillaceae. The record is from the annotation of a GenBank genome assembly.
AUGGCGGCGCCCGCAUACCCCGAUCCCGCCAGCUCCCUCGCUGCCCAGCGAUCCACUGUCAACGGAGUUCCCCCACGCCGCCGUCAGACCAAGCACGUUGUACCAACAGCUCCAGCUCCAGCUCCAGCUCCAGCUCCGGCUCCAGCUCCGGCUCCGGCCGAACCCGCGUCUAACGGCCGUAUACGACACGACAAUGUCCAACCCACCCACACGCGCAAGAAGCCGCGCUCACUCUUACGACGCCUGAAAAGGCGCGCGAUCAAGCAUACCUGGUCUAUCCCACUACUCUUGCUCGUCGCAUUCGCCUCGCUCUACGCCCUAGACCCGACCGAGUCCAACAUACUCCACCGCUUCAUCUUCCUCUCCUACCGCCAGGACCCGGCCCCGGGCAGUGUCCCGGGUGCCGCAGCACAAUAUGGCAAGGGCCUAUGGGAUAUCGCCUUCGUAGCCUUUUACACGAUCGUAUUAACCUUCACCCGCGAAUUCAUCAUGCAAGAACUCCUGCAACCGCUCGCGCGCGUCGCGGGCAUCAAAUCCCGCGGCAAACAGCUGCGGUUCAUGGAGCAAAUGUAUACGGCGAUCUACUUUGGGAUUUCCGGCCCAGUCGGCUUGUAUGUGAUGCGGCAGACGCCGGUGUGGUAUUUUAACACCAGGGGCAUGUAUGAGUUAUUUCCGCAUCGGACGCACGAGGCGGCGUUCAAGUUCUAUUAUCUGUUCGAGGCGGCGUAUUGGGCGCAGCAGGCGCUCGUGAUGAUCUUGGGGAUGGAGAAGCCUAGGAAGGAUUUCAGGGAGCUGGUCGCGCAUCAUAUCGUUACUUUGGCGUUGAUCGGGCUGAGCUAUCGGUUUCAUUUCACGUAUAUCGGUAUUGCCGUGUACAUCACGCAUGAUAUCAGUGAUUUCUUCCUAGCGGUCUCCAAAUCCUUCCACUAUAUCGAUUCCGAACUCGUCAUCCCCUUCUACGCCCUUAAUGUCGGCACCUGGAUCUAUCUGCGGCACUACCUGAACCUGCGCAUCCUCUGGUCGCUAUUGACCGAGUUCCGCACCGUGGGUCCCUACGAAUUAAACUGGGAGACGCAACAGUAUAAAUGCUGGAUCUCGAAUAUCAUCACUUUCGCUUUGCUGGCGAUGCUGCAGAGUCUCAAUCUCUUCUGGUUGUAUUGUUUGCUGCGCAGUGCGUGGAAGUUUAUCUCGACGGGGGAGAAGAAGGACGAUCGGUCGGAGGAUGAGUCGCAGGGAGAGGAGGUUGUGGGCAGUCAGAAUGGGGCUGCGAAGGGCCAUUAG